AUGAUGGCGAGCGCAAUCACCAAACUCCUCGGCCUGUCGGCCUACACAGCCCUCGUAGCCAUCUCCCUUCCCUACUUCCAACAACACAACAUCCCUUCCCGUCUGCAAACUUCCCUCAAUGCGAUCCUCUCCCCGCCGGCAGACGAUGCGCCCGCCCAGCAAGAUGGCACGAUAACCGAGCCCUACAUCUGCCAGGCCCAAAACUACACCACGCAAAUCAUCUCCCUUGAUCCCUUGGUAAUCUACAUCCACAACUUUCUCCACGAAGCCGACAUAGCAAGCCUCCUGGAAGCAGGCGAACCCGCCUUCAAACCCUCCUAUGUCGUCAAAGACGGCAGGACGCAGGGGACGCCAGACCGGACGUCGUGGUCGGCGGGCCUACCGGCCGACGACGACGCCGUGCAGUGCGUGUUGGCGCGCGCGGAGGCGUUCUUGGGGACGGUGAUGGCGUCCGGGCGGGAUGAGAUUGGGCCGCCUCAGUUGGUUCGGUAUACCGAGGGCCAGAGGUUCAAUGUGCACCGUGAUUGGUACGACGACUUCCAGCCUGAUGGGAUGACGGGACGGAGACGGCGGUGGAAUCGGGUGGCGAGCUUUUUUGCGAUUCUGGAGGACGGGUGUAGCGGUGGGGAGACGUGGUUUCCCGAGAUUGAGGCGGUUACGCCGCAGCAUCGGCGGCGGGACGGAGACGGUAGCAGUGUGUGGAGGAGGCAUGAUGAUGGGGGGGUUGCGUUUAGGCCGGUGAGGGGGAAUGCGGUGUUUUGGGUAAAUUUGCAUGCGAAUGGGACUGGGGAUCGGAGGGUUGUUCAUGCUGGGUUGCCUGUAGGUGACGGGCGCAAGACUGCAAUGAAUAUUUGGCCGAGGAGGUAUGUUGGGCCUGAGGCUUGGGCGGAGGGCGAGGGGCCCGAAGAUGAAGAGGGUGAUGUUGUUGGGAGAAGAAAGGUGAAGGUGGAAAAGAAGAAGGAGGAGGAGGAGGAGCUUGUCAUUGAUGAUGCUGAGGAUGAUCCUCUGUAG
This is a messenger RNA of Colletotrichum orchidophilum, 1011 nucleotides long. Its product is annotated as 2OG-Fe(II)oxygenase family Oxidoreductase. The transcript has a single exon. Lineage: Eukaryota; Fungi; Ascomycota; Sordariomycetes; Glomerellales; Glomerellaceae. Gene Ontology annotation, biological process: peptidyl-proline hydroxylation to 4-hydroxy-L-proline. The record is from RefSeq and is a predicted model, not a curated record. The coding region runs from base 1 to 1011 and encodes 336 amino acids. Gene Ontology annotation, molecular function: procollagen-proline 4-dioxygenase activity; L-ascorbic acid binding; iron ion binding. Gene Ontology annotation, cellular component: endoplasmic reticulum.